Molecule: messenger RNA, 3396 nt
Organism: Papaver somniferum (opium poppy)
Lineage: Eukaryota; Viridiplantae; Streptophyta; Magnoliopsida; Ranunculales; Papaveraceae
Product: AMP deaminase-like
Exons: 19
Coding region: 139-2805 (888 amino acids)
Biological process (GO): IMP salvage; AMP metabolic process
Cellular component (GO): cytosol
Molecular function (GO): AMP deaminase activity
Source: RefSeq, a predicted model, not a curated record
AAAGUUCCACUACUUUCUGUCUUCCCUGGAAUCUUCUCUCGAAUCAAGAUCGAGAGAAACAAAAACAAAACGAGAGAAAUCUCCAGAAAAUAAAAUAAAAUAUAAGUUAGGUGAAUUAGGUUUUUUUUUCAGGUAAAAAUGGUGGAAUCAACUCCACCAUCACUGCAACUAGCCAUGGCUGCUUUCGUAGGAGCUUCAUUAAUGGCUGUAUCUGCUUUUUACAUUCACAAACGAAGCGUUGAUCAGAUUCUUCAACGUCUCAUUGAAAUCAGAAAGUUACCACCACCAUCAUCUAAACCUAAAAAACGACCAGUUUCAGUGUACAGAGAGGAAGAAGAAGAAGAGGACGAAGUGGAAGAAGAGUAUGAAGAAGAAGAUGAAGAAAUUGAAGUAGACAUUGGUUCAGAUUCAGAAAUAAAUCAAAGAUUAAGGAAUCAGAGAUAUUCUAGGGCAGGUGGUGGGGGUUGUUGUUCGUCAUCUUUACCUAAUGUAGCGAUGACUAAUCAUUGGAUGAAUGAUCAAAAUGAUAACAAUCCGAUACGCUUUUCAAAAUCAUCUUCUUCUUUUAGUCAUAUGAAUUCGAUUCCUCUUGGAUUGCCGCCACUGCAAACUGUCCAGAGAGUUGGAAGCCAUCAGUCUCUUAAGCAUUCUGGAUCUAGAUCGAGAUUGGCAUCUGUCGGAAUACCAUCAACCCCAAAAUCAGCAGGUGGUGCUGCAUUUGAAAGUCUAGAGGAGUCUGACGAUGAGGACACUUUACUUUCGAAUGAAGAGGAUCAGGAUCUUAGUUAUGAUAAUGCGGAUUCUGCUCCAGUUGACUAUGGAGCAAGUUCGAAUGUCCAAGAUUCAACUGCUGUUCCAUUUGAAGUUGCUACUGCUCAAGAUGCCAAAUAUAGAGCAACUGUAAGCAGAUCACUUGGUAACACAAAUCUUAAUGAUAACCAAAACCUACUUAUAGCUCCAAUGCAAGUUGGGAAGGCCGAUAGUAUUGGCGUUGUUAUUCCUCUGAAAGAGGCAUCAAGAGGAGAGGAGGAAGAAGUUUGUAAAAUGAUUCAUGAAUGUCUAGAAUUACGGGAGAAGUAUGUUUAUAGAGAAAAUAUUGUUCCAUGGAAGAGAGAAACAACUGCAGAAUUGCCAAACAAAGAUCCAUUUCACUUUGAGCCUGUUAAACCAUCCGAGCAUGAUUAUAGGAUGGAGGAUGGUGUUAUCCAUGUUUAUGCAAAUAAAGAUGCAACGGAAGAGCUGUAUCCUGUUGCAACUGCAACAAGAUUUUUUACCGAUAUGCAUCAUGUUUUAAAAAUUAUAUCCAUUGGAAAUGUCCGCACUGCAUGCCAUCACAGAUUGAGGCUUCUCGAGGAGAAGUUCCGUCUUCACAUGUUGAUUAAUGCUGAUCGGGAAUUUUUGGCUCAAAAGAGUGCACCCCAUCGUGAUUUUUACAAUGUUAGAAAGGUUGAUACACAUAUACAUCAUUCAGCUUGCAUGAAUCAGAAGCAUCUUCUACGCUUCAUCAAGUCAAAGCUGAGAAAAGAACCUGAUGAGGUUGUCAUUUUUCGGGAUGGAAAAUACCUAACUCUUAGGGAAGUCUUUGAAAGUUUGGAUUUGACAGGAUAUGACCUUAAUGUUGAUUUAUUGGAUGUGCAUGCCGAUAAAAAUACGUUCCAUCGUUUUGACAAAUUCAAUCUCAAGUAUAAUCCUUGUGGACAGAGCAGACUCAGAGAAAUCUUCUUAAAACAAGAUAAUCUUAUCCAAGGGCGUUUCUUGGCGGAAGUGACGAGGGAAGUUUUGAAUGAUCUCGAAGCAAGCAAAUACCAGAUGGCAGAGUACCGUGUGUCCAUCUACGGAAGGAAACAAAGCGAGUGGGACCAGUUGGCCAGUUGGUUCAUUAAUAAUGAGCUUCACAGUGAAAAUGCAGUCUGGUUAAUUCAGCUGCCGCGAUUAUACAAUAUUUACCGGAAAAUGGGAACUGCUACAUCCUUCCAAAAUAUUUUAGAUAAUGUGUUUCUUCCACUUUUUGAAGUCACUGUUGAUCCAAAUUCUCAUCCUCAGCUACAUGUAUUCCUAAAGCAGGUAGUAGGCUUUGAUCUUGUAGAUGAUGAAAGUAAACCUGAGAGGCGUCCUACUAAGCACAUGCCCACUCCCGCUGAAUGGACAAAUGAAUUUAAUCCUGCUUACGCUUAUUACACAUAUUAUUGCUAUGCGAAUUUGUAUACCCUCAACAAGCUUCGGGAAUCAAAAGGAAUGCCGACAAUUAAACUCCGGCCUCACUGUGGAGAGGCUGGAGAUACUGAUCACUUGGCUGCUGCAUUCCUUCUAUGCCACAAUAUUGCACACGGGAAUAACCUUAGGAAGUCUCCCGUCUUGCAAUAUUUAUAUUACCUCGCUCAGAUUGGUUUGGCGAUGUCACCAUUGAGUAACAAUUCUUUAUUUCUGGAUUAUCGCAAAAACCCAUUCCCGAUGUUCUUUCAACGUGGCCUUAAUGUUUCACUCUCAAGUGAUGAUCCUCUUCAAAUUCAUUUGACUAAAGAAGCACUUGUAGAGGAAUAUAGUGUUGCAGCUCAAGUUUGGAAGCUCACCGCUUGUGAUAUAUGCGAGAUAGCAAGAAACUCAGUCUAUCAAUCUGGAUUUUCCCAUUCUGCCAAGUUACACUGGCUUGGGGACGAAUAUUUCAAACGAGGCCCAGAUGGAAAUGAUAUACACAAAACAAAUGUACCGCAUAUGAGGGUCUCCUUUCGACAUGAGACAUGGAAGGAGGAGAUGCAGUUUGUGUGCUGCGGAAAAGCCGUCUUUCCUGAAGAUGUGGAACCUUAGAACACAAAUGAAUGGUAUAGGAGAAGUUUGUGCAGGAAUUCACUGCAGCUUCAGUCUGGAGCAUGCAAAGCUACCAGCAGAACUGGACACAACCACCCAAAAACUUGGGCUUUCUGAACUCAGUUUUUGGGGUCCCUUUAUUCUAUUUUAAAGCGUGAGUGCGUGACCAUACAGCGAUGAUUUGAGAGCUAAAUUUGGUGAAGAUGGUCCUGGUAGAAAAUAAAGAUCUCGCGGCCCUUGAUCUCCAAUUUUAACAUUAUUUUUCUGAUUUUAGUUUAUUAUGGAGUAGUUGACCUUGAUGGUGAAACCAUCAAUCAAAUUUUUAACAAUAUUACGAGUGGAUGAAACAUAAAUUCGCAAGGAUGGAGAAUAAUUUCCUCUGGAAUAUGAUUAUAUUAUCCUAAGGCAAAGGGUCGAGAAACUCAACGCCACCAUCCAUUUUAAGACGUGAUUUCCAUCUCAAAGGUUCACAUUUUAAUUUUUUAAGGAUUUACUAAUUCUUGUCUUCUGUUCCAUACUUCCAUUUAUUUAUCCAAUGAUAUAUAGAACUGGAUUUUAGGCCUCAGAGUAAAAUCUCUGGAGGGGCAAGUU